AUGCCUGUCGUCAGCCGAAACGGGACGCAGCUCCCGCCCUACGACUACAGUUACGUCUUCCAACAGCUCAUCGACCAUAACAACCCUAGCCUGGGCACGUUCCGGCAGCGCUACUGGCACACGUACGAGUUCUAUGAGUCUGGUGGCCCGAUAAUCCUCUUCAUGCCUGGGGAGACCGACGCAGACGGCUACUACGACUACCUGACGAACGCGACGAUCAAUGGACAAAUCGCACAAAAACUCAACGGAGCGACAGUCAUACUGGAGCACCGUUUCUUCGGCGACUCCAACCCGAUGCCGGACCUCUCCGUGCAGAGCCUGCGCGUCCACACCGUGCAGCAGGCGAUCGACGACCUUGUCUAUUUCGCGCAAAAUGUCAAGCUCCCGAUGCCUGGCGGCGACCAGCUCGCCCCUGGUAAGGCGCCGUGGAUCCUCACGGGCGGCAGCUACGGCGGAGCCUUGGUCAGCUACACCAUGGCCGACCAACCCGACGUAUUCUACUCUGGAUACGCGUCGUCUGCGGUAGUUCAAGCCAUUGUUGACUUCUGGGGCUACUUCGAACCCAUCCGCCAAGCUAUGCCGGCAAACUGCUCAGCCGACAUCGAGGCCGUCAUCGCGCACGUCGACACCGUCCUCACGUCCAACAACACCGCGCAGAUCAACACCUUGAAGAGCACGUUCGGCCUCCAAGGCCUGGCGCACAACGACGACUUUGCCGCCGCAUUGCAAGAGAACUUCCUGUCGUGGCAGGCCCUGCAGCCCAACAGCGGCCCCGGCGGCGACUUCUACGAGUUCUGCGACGCGUUGGAGGUCAAGAACGGCGUCAGCGCGGGAGCAUCCGGCUGGGGCCUCGAUAAUGCGCUGCAGGCGUGGGGAAACUACUGGAAGUCCAAGUACUACAGCGACAUUUGCGGCGACGACGACGUCGAGACGUGCCUCGGGACAUACGAUGCGACAAACCCGUUCUGGUCCUACGACUACCUAGGCCAAACCGACCGGGCGUGGAACUGGCUCCUGUGCAACGAGUUCGGAUUCUACUUCGACGGCGCACCCGCGAACCACCCAACGGUCGCGUCUCGCCUGGUCACGCCAGCAUGGGGAGAGCGGCAAUGCGGGUACCGCUUCCCCGGCGCAUUCACAUCGAACAUCUCCAGUUCCGCAGCCGUAGAGCCAGUCCCCGACGCGCGCGGGGUGAACUCGGCCUACAAGGGCUGGAACACGACGACCGAGCGCCUGGUCUUCGCGAACGGCAUCAGAGACCCGUGGCGCGAAGCGACGGUUGCGGCGGACGGCUCGACGAGCACCGGGUCCGACAUGCAGCCGCACCUGCUCUCUGACGGGUUCCACUGCUCCGACCUGCUCGUGGACCAGGGCCAGGCGAGCGCGAAGGUGAAGAGCGUGCAGGACACGGCCUUGACGUACUUCGAGAAGUGGCACGCCGCGUGGACGCCGUCGGCAUAG
Trametes versicolor FP-101664 SS1 is the source of this 1461-nucleotide messenger RNA. RefSeq names its product peptidase S28. NCBI's taxonomy places the organism in Eukaryota, Fungi, Basidiomycota, Agaricomycetes, Polyporales, Polyporaceae. The coding region runs from base 1 to 1461 and encodes 486 amino acids. Gene Ontology annotation, biological process: proteolysis. The transcript has 11 exons. Gene Ontology annotation, molecular function: serine-type exopeptidase activity; dipeptidyl-peptidase activity. The record is from RefSeq and is a predicted model, not a curated record.